ACCUCGACACAAAGCGGUUUCCCUAUAGUGAGUGCGUGGGAAGCCUGUUGUACUUGAGUGUGUGCACUCGGCCCGACAUUGCACAGGCAGUGGGCGCGCUUGCGCGCUUUAUGGCGGGGCCGACGGAGGAGCACUGGCGGGCGGCGCUUGGAGUUGUGCGCUACCUAGCGGGUACGGCAGAGGACGGGGUAAACUUUGGAGGGAGCAAAGAGACUCUCAUCGCUUAUUGCGAUGCGAAUUACGCGGGUGACGUGGACACAAAGCGGUCCACAACGGGGUACGUCGUCCCGAUGUAUGGGGGGGCGGUGAGUUGGUCGAGUAGGCUGCAGCCAACGGUGGCGGCCUCGACAAUAGAGGCGGAAUAUAUGAGCGCAGCGCAAGCGGUGAAGGAGGCGCUGUGGUUCCGCAAACUCGGGGGAGACCUUGAGUUGGACUUUGGGACGGUCCUGAUCUACGGUGACAACCAAGGGGCAAUACGGUCCUCAAGCACCCAAUCGCUUCACUGCGGUCGAAGCACAUUGACGUGA
This is a messenger RNA of Klebsormidium nitens, 527 nucleotides long. NCBI's taxonomy places the organism in Eukaryota, Viridiplantae, Streptophyta, Klebsormidiophyceae, Klebsormidiales, Klebsormidiaceae. The record is from the annotation of a GenBank genome assembly.